Cataglyphis hispanica is the source of this 13888-nucleotide messenger RNA. RefSeq lists its product as uncharacterized. The record is from RefSeq and is a predicted model, not a curated record. The coding region runs from base 650 to 11791 and encodes 3713 amino acids. NCBI's taxonomy places the organism in Eukaryota, Metazoa, Arthropoda, Insecta, Hymenoptera, Formicidae. The transcript is spliced from 5 exons.
CUUAUAGUCUUAUAUAACAGAACGAUCGAAUAUUUUAUGUGCAUUCAACAAUUUCCAAAUAUAAACUUUUGUAAAGCUUGCUAUCAAAUUUAAUCUUUGAUGAAUAUGUAAAUAAUAAAAAAAAAAUCAUCAAAGAUUUGAUGCAUAUUCAAAAACUAAAUUGAUUUCAUUAAAGCCCAAUGAUUUAGCGCGUAUGCUUCUUUCGCUAUUUAUUUUAUUGGCGUACAACGUUAUAACGGGUUUUUUUUUCACGCGUUCCUCGUCUUAACAAGCCAACGGCACUUGGGACGGUUGCUGCUAUAUUAAGCGAAGCAUAAGGCGAUUAGCGUCGUAUUUUUCAUGACAACUAUUUGACGUGGGCGUUGCACGCAUGUACGACCAGGUGCGAGACGCGGAUACGCACCAAAUAUACACACACACACACACAUGUACACACGGGACAGGUCGCGCGCACGAAGCACCUUUUGGUGCAGAGGGCGCGUGAUGUUUUUUUUUCCUCGUCCGCGAGCAGUCGUGUCCAAUAUGGCGUGCGUGUCGUGAAUGAUAUUAAUGUGCAGGUAGCCUCCUGCUCUUAUUAGUUGGACACAUUUUCCUGUGAAUAAGGAAAACAAUGUAAUCACACAAUAAAAUAAUAGCAAAACAAUGUACAAUGAACUACAAUGGAAAUAUGCCAGAUUGGCAUCAAUAUAAUCCCUCGCAAUCAGGAAUAAACGACGUAACAUCUACUGCUCAAAAUGUCAAUUCAGGACACUUAUCGUUUAUUUCCAGUAUUAGUCCAACCUGUCCGCAACAGUUGAAUAGCUUAAAUCUCAGUUCUGAGGGAUUCGAGAAACACCAAAGUGAUCCUAAUUUCAAUCCGAGGCAUUUUCAGUCACAUUUGUCAAGUAACAUUUCGCAUGGGCACAAUGCCGCUGCUGAUAAUACCCCUCUGGCGUCAAUGGUACAAAUGCAAAACUGCAUUGGUCACUAUGGACCUUCGAAUACAAGGAAUCCUAUGGUGGAUAAUUCUAUGGACCCGAGGAACGCCCCAAUAGGCGGUUUAAACGAGGAACUAGGCUACAGAAACAAUCAGGUGCCUUUAAACGGGCCUAUAUCGCAUAUGAAUGGACCAAAUGUGAUGAAUAUGAACGCACCGUCGCAUGGAUCUAUAGGGCCACGAAAUACCAACGUAAAUUCGCAUGCCGCUAGUAGAACGACGGGGCCUCCAGGUCCACCGCCGUCCUAUGUUCCCUGUAAGGGAUUGUGCUGCAAUCCGGAUCCUAAUAUAGGUUAUCAGCAGUGGGAAAAGUACUGCUAUCAGAACAACACGACUUAUAGAGAGAAUAUUCGUUCGUCUGCCGGAUAUCAAGCGGAUGCCCGGCGAUUCAACAGCGAUUUUAACUUCAGGAAGGAUAAUUUCGAUGGAAAGGAGAUUUUACCUGUACCACCUGUUGUACCACCACCUAAUGGGCCUAAUGCGGAUCACCGGAGGAAUUUUCCCGAUUUCAAAUAUCGCAAGGAUCGUUUGCUCACGCGAAAUUAUCAACCUUCCUCGGGCAUGUUGCAGAACUAUCCUAUGCAAAGUUACAAUUAUACGGGAGAGUAUCAGAAAUAUUCCUAUAAUGUUAAAGAAUAUUCCAAGAUGAGCGGUAUGAAUGUAUCGAAUCAGGGAAUAGUUAAACAUCAAGAACAAAGCUUUGCGAUACCUCAACAAAAGUACAACAGUAAGCAAGUACCAUAUCAAAGCAACAGUAGCACUAUGAUGCAGAGCAACAUGCCGUCCGCUACAAAUAUACCGAAUCCGAAUAUGAUUCCAUCCGCGCAGAAUGCCUAUUUUAAUUCACAAUACCCGAGGAAUCUACCGACGGAGAAUACGCAUGACUGUCAAGAGACUGCUACCGACAACGUAUCCAUGAUGAAUAGAAUGCAGGCGUCGACCAUGCAUGCUCCUUCUCAUCCACGAUAUCAAAUAUAUCAACAGAAGAUGGCAAUGCAGAGAUUCUCGAUGGAAAAUCAUCUCAGGGAAUUGGCGAGGAUACCUGGAUACCAAUCACAUCCCAAGUAUAAGGAAUACGUUCAUAGGUACAGAGAAAUAUUGAAGUCACAGCAGUCCAUCACAUAUCAAGGACCAAUUCAGCAGUCUCCACCGUGCGUUACCGCGUCGACUGUCACCAAUACUUCCACCAUUCCACCGAUAAACUUACAGUUUGAUCAAAAUGGCGUUUUAAUAAAUUCGAAUUACAUACCCGAAGCUUUUCCCAGAAUACAACAAGCGCCACCGAUGAAUCCUCAGGUACCAUUGGACAGCUUGGCAGGUAAGCAAGCAGGCAAGCAGGAUAGCAACAGUGUCGAAAUGACAAGUCACAACGUCCAAAAACCGGAGCGAUUGAUCUCUCAGCAGCAUAACAACGGCGGUAUCGCGACGGCCGUUCUGUGCUCGGAAAAUAUUCAAAAACAAGACGAAUAUUCUACGCAAAAAAGUCUCGAUCAGAGCCAGUUUGAGAUGCAGAAAACGGGAAGCGAGAACUUCAAUAAUUUGAAUACAAACGCGGGCAACACGGCUAUACGACAGAAAAUGUCUAAAGAAUUCGCCGAUAAGCCGGAACUGGAUGUACGACAAUUCUUGGCUAAUUGGGACGAGUCGGAAGAUGAGGACGGCGCGAGUAGCAACUUGCCAAACGCUAUUUUGAGCGAUUCGACGCCAAUGGUUGUUGUGGGCUACGAGAACGUGAAUCUUUCGGCGAAAACGUUAGAAGAUCUAAACAGCUCCAAGUCGGCAGAGAUCACCUCGAACGUGAUAACGUUCGAGAAUCAAGGUAAGAACAGUAACAUCGAUGUGCCUGCGCAGGACUGUCUGACGAUAUCGUACUCGGCCGCGGAGGACAUCGAAAUAGCCAAGGAUUCAACGUGCAAGGAAAUUAUAUCGAAGGAGAAUAUUGUACGACCGGGAAGUCAUAUCAUACAAUGCAUAAGCAACGGGCCUAAUGAAGUACCGACGAUACACAUAGUCGAUAAUCUGGAAAUAGGUAGUAUUUUGCAGGUCGCUAACGGUCAAACGGUUGCCGAAACUCUGGAGAGGCAAGAAGCAGUAUCAUUCUUCCAAGAGGGAACUGAAGUCGCAGCGAGCACGAUAACUCUCGAAGUUGACAAGAAGACCGACGGCGAAUCCGCUUCAACCGAAUACAAUGCUGAAACGCUUGAAACGCUGAGCACGGACAUCGUCAAAGGCUCCUCUCCUCCUAAAACAGUAGAAGAUACAUCGCAAACAUCGCAGAUAAACGAUCCAGAAAUGGCGGUCACCUUGCCUACAUCUACAAAUGAUAACAAUUUGGACGUCGCUCAAGACGUGAAUCUGAAGAAGCAAAGCAGUUUUGCGAGCGAGGAAUCUCAUAAUCCGGAUGACAUAAGUCUGCCGGAUCUACCUACAUCCGAAUGUACCCCGAUUUCCACGACGCUAAAUACGCCCAUUCAUUCCGACAACGAGGAGUCGUCGGAAUCUCAUGUCGAUGAUCUUACGAUAUCAACGAAUCCAAUAGAAAUUAUACAAAAUAGUCCCAUGAUAAGUUUCACGCAAUCGCCAACGAACGGAGAGCCCUACGAUCACUUGAGCGACGAGCGGAAUAAAUCGAGCGAUUCGUCAGAAAGUGAAUAUCGAGCUGGGAAUCAUUUCAAGAACGACAGAAGUAAUAACAUGCUGGAUCAUGAUACCAAUGUCGACACAUUUGAAUUUCCCAUAAAUAUUGAUAAGAACGAAUUGGUUGUGAAAAACGAUAAGGAACGUAUGAAUAAAAGUAAAAAUUCGAAAAAUAACAAUGAGAAAGUAUUCUCUCUGCAUGAUGAAACGGAAAACGCGGAGGUCAUCGGUACGCGUAUGACAUUGACCUCUGCAAAUGAAUAUGAAUUAAAGAUUGUGUCAACAGGAACGCAGCCGACACGGGAUUAUAAAAAUUCAACAACCAAACGUCACGAAAAUGAAUCUCAAAACUCCUCGGCAAACCCGGAUGUUCAUAAAAAAUUACAAAUAUUUCCGGAAACGAAUACGAAAACCAUUCGAUAUGCGAAUUCGACGGAAUUAAAUAAUGUUGCAUUGCAAAAUAUUACGAGUGAUCCUAACCCUGUUGAACUUGAUGGCGAUCGAGAUAUUAAUUAUUCCGAAAAGAGAUGUAUGUCGACUUAUCAAAGGAAUACGAUAAGUUCAUUACCGACAAAUGAUGUUGCACCGAGGAAUUCCAAAUCAGCGGUAGAAGAUGGUUGUUCGACGAAGAUUGUAAAAAGUAACUCGUCUGUAUCGCUUAGUACAAAACAUUCGACUUUAAGCAGCGAUAAAUCGAGAAAAUGCGAGACAUUUACGGGUGAUAAAUUUUCAAAAGGAGAUUCCCUUUUAGAGAAAAACAAAACAUCAAAAAUCGAUGCGAAGGAUUCGAAAAAUUCUCGAUCCGUAAAGCUUAUGGAUCAUAAAAAAUCAAUUUCGGACAAUCAAACAUUUUCUCGCAAAAAAAGAUGUUUGUCUGAAAAUACGAUGGAUAAAUUAUCCGGCGAAACAAUUAUACAUCACAAUAAACAUACUCAAGAAGCGCCAAUGCGCAAGGAUAAAUCCUUUCCCGUCGAGAACUUCAAAGAAUCUAAUAUUUCUUAUAAUAAACCAAGAGUAAUUGAUAACGUUAGUAUUGAUGAUAACGGAGAAAGAAUGCGUCUUCUAAAAGAAUACAGAAGAAUGAAGUACAAAUCAUCUACCGUUGGGCUGCAAAAUAAAAAUAAAGAUACACAAGAAAGCUCUGAUACAGCGAACAAGAAGCUUCAUUCUUCGUCAAAUCCUGAAGGAGCAUUGCAAUUAUCAAGCAAUAAACAGCUAUAUCAAAAGGACGUAGCGAGGCUCAAGUCAUCCGAGGAACAAGAGAAAAAACGUGCAAAUAUUUUGAAGACAUUUGUAACAAAGAAUAUAAACCCCGACUUCGCUAUUCAAGUUACGAAUGUCAAUUUAAAACUUAAGGAUAAUGAUCAUCAGAAAGAAUCGCAGCAUUUGGAAGAGGAGGCGAAGAGUAGCGGUUCCCUUGACGCGAUCAAGAUUGAAAUAAAUGUGUCGUGCACGGAACGAAAUACAACGGAGAAGUUUUUACAUGAGAAUAUUAAGAAUGCCGUCGCUGAAACGAUCGGUCACUUGACUAAUUCGAUCUCGAACGGAGUUAGAUCGAAUUCGACAAGUAUAACGGAAAUUCAGUGCGACCAGAAGAUAGCUUGCGAUAAAGUGGCGGAUUAUCGCGACUACGAGAGAUGCAAUCGAUCUCCACCUGUUUUAACGGAAACAUCUACGUAUACUGAGGUUCGCGAGGAUUCAAUCAACACGGAAGUGGUCAAAGAUAAUGCAGUUAGCACUGCAUGUAAGGAAAAUUCGAAUAACGAUGAAACAUCUGGCUCGCUUAAAAGACGAGGCUCGUUAUUGGAAGGAAAAUUAAUCAAUGAUAUAUACGAAAAUAAAGAUAACGUCGAUAUCGAAGGUGAGCCGGAAUCGAGCGUGUCGGAAAUUUCAAAAUCAGAACAGGCGAUCAAAAGAAGAAACCUGCAUGAAGAGUCAGACAGGACAGUUGUUAUCAAUUUCUGUAGCGAGGAAUUGAAAACUUUAACAGAUAAUUUGCCAUGCGUAGGAUCAACAUUGAGGAAUGUCAGCGUUCAGAAGAAGGAGCAUCAGGAGAUGAUUGCCACUUCUUUGUGCAAAAGAAAUGCAAAAAGCUUCCAAGAUGAUAUCGCGUCUAGAUUAAAUGCGAUUCCGUCGACUUCUUCAAGUACAGUCGAUCCCAGUUCGGAAAACAUCAGUUACGACCCCAUGCAUUUCGAUUAUAACCAUUUUGACGUUGCUUCGAACGAUAAUGCGAAUGCCAGUGCAAAGCGGAUGGACAAGUGGAAAAGGCCAAAGCGGGAUGACGGUAGAUUCGGCAACUUUGACCUGUAUGAGACCGCCAGUGGUUACGUAAAUCCAACUUUCUUUAGCGCAGACGAAUUAGAGAACUUAAAUACUGUUCCUGUAUAUACCACUAAAGACGGCAAGAUCACUUACAGUCCUAAUCCCCGAUUCACGUAUCGCGAAUUAAUCAUGGAAGCUCGCGCGAACGAGAAUUACGCGAACGAUAAUGCGCGCGAAUCAUAUUUCCCAAAAUCUCCAUCGUAUGAUUAUUACAAUUGUUCCAAAUUGCGAAAAGUAUUCAAAAGAAAUCGUGACGUCGCUUCCACUACUGGUAGGAAAGGAGAGAUUUCGUCUGCCGACACCAAAUCUGCAUCGAGACAUAUUGAUCAUUUACCGAAUAAAAAUGUUCACAAAAGCAGUCUUUGUGCAAAAACAUCCCGAAAUACAUCGCAUCUAGAAUUUUUCAACGAUGACGCGGACAAAUUGUACACAAGCAAGAGCAGUCAGCAAGAAAGCAAGGAAAAUAACAGGAAGAAUAUCGUGGACUUGAGCUUUCUUAAAGAACACAAUUUAGACAGCGUAACCGCGUCCAGCGUUAAACAUUGUAAGACGAAAAUAUUGACGGAUAAUCUCGCGUACGAGAAAGGACACGGCGAGAGCUCCGUACUCGAUUCGAAUUUAAUUCUGGCACCAAGGCCCUCUUGUUGGGAAGAGACAAUGGAAUCUAUCAAGUCGUAUUCGUCCCAUAUCGACAGGAGGAACAACGAUAAUUUUAAGGAAUUGAAUUUUAGUGAAAUAUUUGCUACGCAGAAACGGUUGGAUUCUUUCCCAUUUUUGCCUACCGAGCAAAAUUCUUCCGACAACAGUAAUCGCAAAGCAAUUUGUACUAUAGCGAGCGAACCAAUAACGCAUCGCUCUACAUGCGAGUAUACCGAAAAUUUAAAUUUAAUUUGGGACAAUGAUUCACAGUGCGAACAAUUGAAUAUUGCCCCACAUAAUAAAAAAGAAAAUGAAUGUAAUAAUCAGAACGAUACAUUAGCAACAGACAUUAAUAAUAAAUCAGCAAGCAUGCUUAAUACAUCGUUGAAUAUGCAAGGAAAUGAUGAAUACGUAAAGAAGCAAGAGUUUCAAUCCGAUGAAAUUAAAUCCAAUAAUUUGUUUAUUGAAAGGGAAUCUUCUCCUAAAGUAGCAGAUAAUUUAUUCAUCGAAAGGGAAUCUCCUCCUAAAGUAGUGAAUGAGAAAACUCACGAUUUGGAAAAAAAUCAAUGUUUUACGAAUUAUAUUAAAGAUGAGGAAAUUUUAACAAGAUCUCAUUUAAUGGCAGACGCUAUUUGUUGUAUACCUGCUUCUCCAAAAGAAGAUAAAUCCAAUGCCAACGAGGAUGCAAACGCGAAACAUGUUUCAAAUGAAAGUUGUGUCGAAGUCGCAAGUCCAUUAAAAUUGUGUAUAGAGUCUAAAAAUAUGCUCGAUGAAUCAAAAUGUACAGAAACAGAAAAAGACUCUGCGCUUACUUCAAAUAAACAGCAUGAGAUCAAUGAUUCGGUGAAAGAUAAUUCGAAUUCUGCAAUAAAUCAGGAACAUCUACAAGAUUCGUCGGUUCUAAUCAAUUGCAAAGAUAAUGAAAAAGAUGCGCCUGUAAUAGAAUUAAAUAUUUCGACGGAAAACGACUUUAAUCAAACAAAUAGUCAAAGUGACGGAGAAAAUUCUGCAGUAUGUAAAUUAAACGAACCAAUUACCUCCCAAAAUCUAUCCGAUACUGUCUCCAUAGAGCAACUGCUUGAUAAAAAAGGCGACGAACAACAAAAGCCGGAAAAUAAUGGACAAGAAGCUGAAGUCCUGUCAAAGGACCAGGGAAACGACGAGGUAGAUCAUUGUAGCACCGCGAUAAUAUCUACACCAGCUGUUGCUUUGAAUUUACCUGCGAAAGAAAAUAUAUGUGAUUUAUUCGCGAAUGAAAAGUACGAACAAAAUAUAUUCGCAAAUGAAAAGCACGAACAAAAUAUAUCUGAGUUUACCGUCAUCAAGAACAUAAUUAACAACGACGAGAAACAACGACAAGAAUCUGAGACGAAUGAAAAUCCCGGGAAUUGCGAUAUAAGUCUUGAUUCCAAGUUAUUGUGCAUAGAUUCUUCCGAUUGUGGAAUUUAUGCGGAGGAUAGAUGUCCUUUGACCCAGAUAUCCGAGCAUGAUUUCAUCGAGGAAGAUAGUAUGGUGCCAAUGGAAUGGGAGACGAGCCAGAUUCAGGAAGACGCAGUCAAUCGUUUAUGCAAUAUUGACGAAACAUCGAUCGACUUUACGGGCGCAGCUAGCUCGCUAGAAGAAGCUAAUUUAUUGUUAGACAACCUGUCUCUCUCGAGGACAUCGAUCACCAAAGAGUCUCAAAUUUCGGAAACAAUCGUCGAGAUUGCCAGCAAGCCGAAUGAUCAAAUAUCAGCGAUCGAAUCGGCGCCGACAAUUGAGGAGAUUAAAACAACACCGACGAGAAAUGACGAGAACAAGGAGCAGGAUCAAAUUUCUUCCAGUAGUUGCGACAAAAUGGCAUACUUGCGUGCGACAGAUUGCAACGCUAAUACAAAGAUCGUUCCCAAACUCGUCAUCAAGAAAAACGAGGCCAGCUCAAAGUUUGUUACAAAGAUGAGUUCCUCUUCCGUUACACAGCUGGAUAGUACGAUUAAUAAAUCGAUCUUCAAGCCGGGCUGUCAACCAAAGAUACCCAAGAUGAUCAUCAGAAAUGCAAGAUCUCGCCCGGGCACACCGUCCAUCGAAGCCGUUCACGAAGAAGUUCCUCCUGUUCAAGUAAAUAUUCCAGAUCGGACUCUACUUACGAACGAAGAAUUGUACGCGAAUGAUUCCGAGGAUUCUCUACAAGAUUCAAAUAAUUAUAGAAACAAGAUUCCUAAAAUGAAAAUCAAACUAGAUGAAAAGCAUUCUAAUAAAAUAGUGAGAACCGAUGAUACGGAGGUUUGCGUUAAACGUAAAAGCAUAAAGAAAACCAUACCAAAGGUAAAGAUAAAGAGUUCUUCGAGAAAUAAUCUGUCGAAUAACUCGGUCUGCAGUAAUAUAAUUUCUCAAGAAUCGAAAGAUCCAAAGUACGAGGAAAAGAUACCUGUAUUAAAAUUAAGGAAGCAGGAGAGAAACAAAUCACCAUCUCCAGAAGUGACGCGGAAGAGACAGAAUUCGUGUCAUCCGGAAGUAGCAUUAAAGAAAUAUAAGAAAGCGGGACGUGACGAGACAGGACACUCAACAAGACGUAGUAAUUCAUCCGAUUCGAUGCGAACGAUCGCGCCGAAUUGCGAAACGAGGAAGAAUCCUUUGAUAUGCAUCUCCGAGAAGAUUCCCAAAGUUAUCAUUAAGAGAACGUCCGCUAGUGCAGAAUUUAAAUGCGAAUUGAGCAAGGGUUGUAAGAAUGUUAUCGCGAAGAGCGCAAAGUGGCAACCGGAAGUCAAGCUGGAGAGAUAUCGAAUAUUGGAUAGCAUGGUGAAGGAUUUAAAAUUAACUCUGUCCCCUAUAUCACUGCAAACUAUAGAUAAAAUAUUUUCAAAUCGCAAGGACGGCGGCCAUCGUCAGGAGAAGAAAGGUGAUUAUAAAUUAUCCAGAUCGAAUUCGACGUCCGACUUGCUUCCGGUCAAAUGUAAACAGAGAAGAAUGUCGGAUUACGAUUGCAGAAAAAUCAAUGACACGUUGAGCUUUGCACCAUCGCGACAUACAGAUUCUAGAGAUGCUAAAACAUGUACCACGCCAAAGAAAAAUCGAGGUGAUAAAUCAACCGACGAAUGCCAAAAGGAUAAUAAACGUAGAUCGAAGUCUCGCGAUAAUAAUCCACGAGUGGAGAUAGACGUUAUUUUGUCCAAUAAAGAAAUUAAUCGAUCGUUCGAGAUAUCCAGCUCGGAGACUAUUGUGCAACGCGACGAACACAAAUCUGGCACUUUCAUCAUCGAUCACGAGCAAGUGAAGAAAGUAGACGAAGAUACAAUGUUUCCAAGUAAACUUGACGAGAAAAUUAUUCUUGUUAAGCAUUCAAAUGAUUCUACAGACUUCAAGCUCGCGUUAAAGGAACUAAAAACAACGUCCAAGAUGGAAACUUGUUUCGUAAAAACACCCGAUUUGAACGAAUCAUUUUCCGAGAAAGUCAAUUUACGAACUGACAAAGAACAAGAGGAACAAGAUGAUGAUGUUUUCUUGGAUAAGGAUAAUAAUAAAAUUACGAUAAAAAAAGAACGAAGUAACUCCGGUGACGUGGACAAUGAUUGCACUUUGCAGGAUGAUAUCAGUUUGCUUAAGGAUGAUUCCGCGAAUAUGUUGGAUAAUUUUGAAAUGGAUAAUAACUCCGUCAUUAAAAUCGAAUUCUCGGACGAGAGUCAAUCUACGAUAGAAAUCCUGCCGGCUUCGCCGAAUGGUCCUAACGAGCUGGAGAGCCACAUGAUUGAGGACGGUGACAGCGAGCAAUUGUAUUCAGCGGACGCAAUUCCGACUCAAUUCGAGUUGGAAUUGGAAAUCACAGAUAACAGUAACACCGAUCUGUUGGACGUACUCAUGCCGAAACUAGAUCCUAUCACUGCUUACAAUUCACGUCGUGUAUCCACCGAAGAGUUUUAUGGCGAUCAGAAAAUAACACGUUGCAAUAAUGGUGGUAGAUCUGUAUUGAAAAACAACUCGGUUGGUUCUAUCACGGAGAUUUCUUCGAGAUCUUUGUGCGACAAGACAGUAACUUCUACCAUGACAAGGGAUAACUUCUGCUGCAACGAUUCCUUGAUAAAAGAAGUUUUGGCGGCUAAGGAAACCUUGAAGAAGUGCCUUUCGAAAUCCAGAUAUGAAAGCCAGAACAACGUGAGGCUGAAGACAGCCGCGGAGAAGAAACAGGGCUCGAGUUUUGAUUUCAAGAGUCUUUCGGAGACAACGUAUUCGAGUGACGCUUCUCAAGAAUGUCGUAACGAUAUUACGUCUCAGAACUCUACAUCCGCAGCCAAUAGAUCUAACAAGACUGAGAAUAUAUCUAAUGUCGAGAAGUCUGAUAAGAAACAUUCCACACAAAAUAAAAAUUCCUUCGUGAAGAGAAAGACAAAAUCACCCGAGAAUAACGAUAAGGCAAAUACCAAAGAGACGAUGGAGGAUACACGUGAGUGCCCUACGAUAUCCUUAAAAGCGUUCAAACAAUUCAAUGAAGUCACGUUGAACGAGAGCCUGAUUCGUACUAUAUACUUGAGUGAGGAAAGAAAAAAGAGUUUAAUGAAACGAAAUGAUCAGUUGCAAGAUAGAGAGGAGAAUAAGCUUGCGUCUUACAAGAUUCCUAAAAUAUCAAACUCUACGAAUCAGGAGUGUGACACGAAUAGUAACAUGAAAGAAAUUAAAAUCAAGGAAGAUAAUAUGCCGAUAUUGGAACCUGAAAUCACCGUGAAUUUUGAUGCGAAUUCCGAUAGAGACAGUUCCCGAUCACCUCCAGUCAUUACAAUCCAAGAUAACGAAGAUCUCGAUAUCACAGAGUCCAAAUUGAUGGAUGACAAAGUCAUAAUGUCGAGCGAUAAAAUUGAGGACGAUACGAAGGAUGUUAAUAAAAAAAGCGAGAUGUCUGUCGUCAAUUUUAUAACUCAAUUAGCUUAUCACGAGAAGGCAACAAUAAAGCACAGACGAUAUUGUAAUCUGUGCGAGAGAUGGUUCCCGACAACAUCGCGGCAUCGACGGCACUUGGCUGGAUACCAACAUCGUCACAUAGAAUUGACACAACGUAGAAGCAUUCACGCACUAUUCAUGCUCUUCACGGGUAAGCCCUGCUCCAGACUACUGCCGGCGAAUGUCGCGCGAAGUGAUUGCUCCGUAGGUGAAUUAACGCCGUUGCAAAUUGCGGUACAGGAUGUCACAAAGAGCUUUGACUGUGCACAGCAAAGUCCUAAGAAGCAGAAUGACGUUGAUACAUAAUAAGGAGUAAGUUAUUUAAACUAAAGAUACAUAUAUGUAUAUAUAUAUAUAUAUAUAUAUAUAUAUAUAUAUAUAUAUAUAUGUGUGUGUGUGUGUACAUAUAUAUAUGCCUACAAUUACUGUGAUCAUAAUAACAUGGCUUACAGUGCAAUCUUCUAUAAACUUCUUAUUCGCGACGAUAAUAAAAGAUGAUACGAAUAUUUUCUAUCGCAGCUAGACUGUUAACAUAAUUAAUAGCUGCUACUGUUAAUGGCGUCAGCAUCGAAAUUUUAUCUACUAGAUAAACGGAGCGCUUUAAAACGUUUGCUGAUUUUUAGCUAAGUCAAAUCGAUGAAUAGAUCAUCAUUAACAGAAAGUUACCCGAGAGAUACUUCUAGCUCGCAAUUAGACGUUUAGCCAAAGACUUUAGCAAAGCUAAAAUAAUACACGUUCGAUUAUUUACACUGUUCAGAAGACUUCGGUCUUUUAUUUGUACAAAGUUUACGAGUGAUUCAAACGCGCUGAAUGUGCUCACUGCGAAUUUUUAUUUAUAUUAUGAAGAGACUUAUAUAUAACACGUAUAUAUACACACAUGGAUAUAUACUAUAAUUAUAUUUGUCAUUCCAGUUUGGAAAAAAUAUGUACACUGAUAAUGACAUUAUGUUAUUAAGAAACGUAUACGGUUAAAAUUAUAUGAAAACCUACGUUUUAUGGUAUAAUCAUAUCUCUAAUAAUAUAUAGAGAUGUUGUACAAGAAAAAAAAAAAUGAAACAUUCCUACAUUAUAUAUAUAGAGAUAUUAUAUCAAAAAAUCUGUGAGCUAUGGAACACACAUAAAAGUGAUUUAUCUUGCAUAAUAGAAAGUUUAUAUAACUGUUUUCGCGAUUUAUAUAUAAAUGUAUAAAACAAUCGAUAUAUUAUCAUUGUGUGUGCGUGGGUGUGUGUGUGUAUGUUGCUAAAAUGCACCUGAAAUAAUCAAAUCUUUUACACUCUUUGUUAUUUCUUUAAAAAUAUAAUUACUCAAAAGUUUUAUUUAAAGUAAUAUUUUAUCUCGUUGUUAUUUUAUUUGUAAUAUUUUAUUGAUGUUACUUUAAAUGUAAUGUUACGUAUCACAUAUGAAAAAUAUGGAGGAUAUAUAUAUACACACCCAUAUAUAUAUAUAAUGUGUGUGUGUGUGUAUAUAUAUAUAUAUAUAUAUACAUUUUUUUUAUUAAAAUGUCUAUUAUGAUAUUGCUGAAUAUUUAUUAAAAUCAUGGGUUAUGCAAAAUAAAUAAUGUCCCAUAGCUCAUAUUGUAGUCGAUGCAAAUACUGUGGCAAGUGUUAGAGAAGAUUAUAAAAAAAAUCUACAUCUAUCGUUAUAUUAGGCAUUGACAAAUGUAUAUAUUGCCAUAACACAGAGAAUCUAUUGAAGCAAAAUCCGUGAUAUUAAUAUUAGAGGAAUUUAAAGUGAGCAGAUUGAGGCCAAUCUCACAUUUUUUUUUUUUUUAUCACAAAUGUGGUCUAAAUAUGUGCACAGUGUUCAAGCACUAAAUAACGAUGCUACGCAUAUAUAUGUCUACCCCAAAAUCUCUGUUAAUAUAAAUUUUAUAGUAAUAGUUUUAUGCUCCCUUUACACGUAUUUCGCACUUGAUUUAAAUUAUUCUAUCAAAGUAUAUAUAGUUAUUGAAAAUAUUGAUUGAUAGUAAAAAAAACAAGCAGUUGAAAAACUGCACUAUAAAUUUUAUUAAAAUAUAAAGGCGGGAGUGAAAUAAUUCCUUAAAGCACUAGUUCCUGGCUUUAGACGGGGUUAUAGAAUAUAUAUUAUAUUUGUUAAGAGGCUAUAAUGAAAUGUUAUAUUAAUACAGGGUUGAUCGAUUAUAUUUGAUAAUCGUUUCACACUAUUUUCUAAUUUAUCUUAUAAAGAGUUUAACAGAAAGUAAAAGUUUCAUUCAAUCUAUUCUAGUUCUGGACCAAUUUAAUCAAAUGUAAUAGCUAGAAGUUUAUGAAUUGUUAUUAUAGUUAAAAAAUCUUUGUUUUUCUUUAUUCGUUUCAAAUGUUUUAGAUUUUAUUCGCACGAGUGCCUUAAAAUACACUUAACAGUAUUCGUUGUAUCGUGUUACAUAUAUAUUAUAUAAAAAUA